Molecule: messenger RNA, 1106 nt
Organism: Caenorhabditis angaria
Lineage: Eukaryota; Metazoa; Nematoda; Chromadorea; Rhabditida; Rhabditidae
Source: the annotation of a GenBank genome assembly
AUGAAAUAUGUGAAAUCUUCUAUGAUCCAAUGCUGUGUUUGGGGUUUACUUCUUGAUUUUGGAUUAACUUUUGCCACAAUACCUUAUGUAUUAUUUCCAACAUUAUCUGGAUAUCCUUUAGGUAUUUUAUUUGAUUUUGGAAUGAGUAUGAAAUAUCAAACAAUUGUUAUUAUUGAAUUAAUGAUUGGAGUCGGUUGCUCACUCAGUGGAAUUCUAGAAAAUCGUUUCAGCUGCAUGUCAAAACCUGGCUCAAGUUUCAAAAAUCAUAUAAUCAUUUAUAUCUUCAAUAUGAUAUAUUCCAAUUGCAUUCUUUAUGUGCAAUUUUUAAAAAGCCCUGAACAAGAAUCAGCUCGAAAAAUAGUUCUAUAUGAAAUGCUCCCACCAAAUCUCCCGGAGUAUAUUCAUACUGCACCGAUAUAUGUUGCAUCUUUGGAUAGUUUUGAAAAUGGAAUGACAAUGAUGGCUAUGUAUAUGUUCAUAUUUUUACAAUGCGCGUUUUUCGCUUUUGGCACAGUUUAUAAACUUUAUUUUCAACAUAAAAGCAAAAAUCUAUCUUCGAAUACGAAAAGAAUGCAAAACAAGUUUUUUGUUUUGAUUUGUAUACAAUGCUCAAUACCAGUUAUUGUCAUUUCUUUUCCAAUGUGUUAUAUUAUUUUUAGCUGCUCGAUGUUCUAUUUCAAUCAAGGUACGGUUCUGUCGAAGAGUCUGACCAGUUUUCAUUUUUUUCUAGUCCGAAUUUUGUCUGCAAAGUUGUUUUAUCCAGAUUUUUCAAAUGUUCUGAAUCAAAAAUUUUUUAAAUUCAGUUUCCAUAAGUUUUCACAGUAGGUUCAAAUUUUAAACUAAUUUUUUAAAAAUUUUCAUAUUUCUCAAAAAUUUUGAAAACUACAUUCCCUUUCACAAAAAAAACAGAAAACUGACGUUAAAGACCAAAUUUUCCAGCCAUCAACAAUCUUGUAUUCAUCUUAUUCUCAUUUCAUGGAAGUCUUACAACAAUAUCGAUUAUUUUUGUCCAUCCGCCUUACCGUAAAGCAAUAACUCCAAGUUGUAUGAGAACACAAAUUCAAAGAAGUAUCACGAUGAAAGUUUCAUCGAUUGUUAAUUUUUGA